UUAUGUCACUGUGUCUAACCCAUCUAUGAGGUGCAGAGGUUGAUGUCAUCUUGAAAGUUUCUUCUUGAAAGUUAAACCACAGACAAACUCGCAUGCAUUAUGGCCUGGUUAGCGAUUAUGGAAGUCUUAAAUUAGCCUAAAGUAAUCACUUCAGGGAUUCUCCCUUCCACUAAGCCCACAGAGAUAUGUGUCACAUUUCAAACCUGCACAAGAACUCGAGAGCGCUCUGUCCAUCACACUGAAUUGAGAGACACUACAGUCCAGACUUUAAUGCUGCAGCCCUCUGAGAGAUGGCAUCAUCAUCUAUGAAGACUCUCCAUUGGUUAAAGCUGUGAAAAUGGGACAUAUCCUGGUAAUAGAUGAAGCUGAUAAAGCUCCCACAAAUGUCACCUGUAUGCUGAAGACACUGGUGGAGAGUGGAGAGAUGAUCCUGGCAGAUGGAAGAAGAAUAGUGUCAGAUCCACUGGAAGCAGCCGGAAGGCCUAAUGCCAUUCCCAUGCGUCCAGACUUCCGCAUGAUUGUUUUAGCAAACCGGCCUGGCUUUCCGUUUUUGGGAAAUUACUUAUUUGGAGCACUUGAGGACAUAUUUAGCUGCCAUGCAGUGGACAACCCCAAACCUCAGGCUGAGUUUGCCAUGCUGAAGCAAUAUGGGCCUGAUGUUCCUGAUGCAAUCCUCCAGAAACUGGUGGCUGCAUUCGGAGAGCUCCGGGCCAUGGCUGACCAGGGAAAAAUCACCAACCCCUACUCUACACGAGAAGUGGUCAACAUUGUAAAACACCUGCAGAAAUUUCCGGAUGAGGGCCUGGCCAACGUUGUGAGGAAUAUGUUUGACUUUGACUCCUAUAACAAGGACACGCAGCGCUGCACAAGCAUGGCAUUCCCAUCGGAGCCAAACCCACCAGCAUGCACCUGGCCAAGGAGUUACCAUUGCCAGACUGCUACUGGACAAAUACUGCUACUGGACCAUCAGUCAGGGUGGAAGUACACGACAAAAGCUGCUGUGUCCAACAGAGUCUCAUCGGAUCGAUAUCAAGGGCCCAGUGUUUCUGCGGGUUCAGAGUUAUCCUUCUGAGAGGCACGAGUCCAGAUCUGUGAGCUUCACUGAGGAACGGGCUCACUGGCAGAUUCCCAUGAACGAGGUCAACAUUGUCUGUGAUGUCAACACUGUUAACGGAGAAAGGAGACUCCGUCCAGUGCAUUGAGCUCUAUGACAUCUUCCCCCGGACCAUCAGUGGAGUCUGGCAGCCCUUCGUCUCUGUGGCGACACUGGGCAACCCGCUUCAGGACCAGGUGGUGCUCCAUGAAGAACAGGGCAACACAGUGCUGCAUCUGGACCUGGUCACCGGCUCUGUGAGGAGACUGGUCCUGUCUCAGGACAAACAAGAGGAACCACCACGCAAGA
This is a messenger RNA of Sinocyclocheilus anshuiensis, 1402 nucleotides long. RefSeq names its product von Willebrand factor A domain-containing protein 8-like. Bases 338 to 1072 code for a protein of 244 amino acids. Gene Ontology annotation, cellular component: cytoplasm. NCBI's taxonomy places the organism in Eukaryota, Metazoa, Chordata, Actinopteri, Cypriniformes, Cyprinidae. Gene Ontology annotation, molecular function: ATP binding; ATP hydrolysis activity. The record is from RefSeq and is a predicted model, not a curated record. The transcript has 10 exons.